This is a messenger RNA of Hyaloscypha bicolor E, 2475 nucleotides long. Its product is annotated as putative Serine/threonine-protein kinase CLA4. The record is from RefSeq and is a predicted model, not a curated record. Gene Ontology annotation, cellular component: cytoplasm. Bases 1 to 2475 code for a protein of 824 amino acids. Gene Ontology annotation, biological process: regulation of MAPK cascade; intracellular signal transduction; protein phosphorylation. Gene Ontology annotation, molecular function: protein serine/threonine kinase activity; ATP binding. Lineage: Eukaryota; Fungi; Ascomycota; Leotiomycetes; Helotiales; Hyaloscyphaceae. The transcript has 3 exons.
AUGUCUCAAUUGAGCAUUAAUUCCCCCAUUACCCGCACCGCGACCUCUACAUACACGGGUGCGACGGUAUCUCUUCCUAUCCAAAAGCCCGAUGGUCAAGGUGGUGUUGCAGUCAUCAAGGAAGGCUGGGCUUCGGUUAAGGAGGGAAAGAACUUCAUUCAACCAUGGAAGCAAAAGUUCUUGAUCCUGCGAAAGGAGCAGCUCGACUUUCACAAGACCGAUGGUGGUAAGAUCUCUUACUCAAUCGUCCUCAAGGAUGUUUUGGGCGUUUCUCGAGUCGAGGCUGCUGGUACGAUCUUCGAGAUCAAGCGUGCGCUGAACGGCCAAUCCACGAACCCCGGUGAUGAUGAUGGACUCUCCAGGACUCUGCAAAUCAAGGUCAAGGGUGACGACGAUCUGUAUGAGUGGAUUGACUUCAUCUAUGCGCGCUGUCCUGGCAUGGGCGGUGUCAGCAACCCUACCAACUUCAGCCAUUCGGUUCACGUUGGUUUCGAUCCCAACACUGGUGAAUUCGUUGGUCUUCCCCCGGAGUGGUCCAAGCUUCUCAACUCGUCCGCCAUUACCAAGGAGGACUAUGAGCGCAACCCGCAAGCCGUCUUUGAGGUACUGGAGUUUUACUCUGAUAUCACUAAGCGAGCCCAGAACGCCAACCAAUACCCAAGCUUAACCCCGACACCACCAGUCUCGGCCAAUUCCAACAAGCAACUUGGUUAUGGCAUGAGUGGCGUCAAUGUUGCUCCUCCUCGUCCAAUUCAACAAACUCAACGCAACAAUAGUUUCCCCACUCCGCCAGGUUCUAGCAGCUCAAGCAAUGCUCCGCGCCGCCCGACUCCCCCGGAGAGCCAGCAGCAACGACAGCAGAUGCAGGCAAUGGCUUCGAACUACGUUGACCCGCAAUUACGUGAGGAGCAACGCCAGAAGCAACUUGAGGCUCAGCGCCAACGUGACCGAGAGAUGGAGGAGCAAAACCGUCGGGAUAUGGAGGCUUAUAAUGCUUCUCUUCCAAAGACUCGGCCCACUAUCGCUCAGCAGGAGGUUGGUGGAUUCGGCGGUGGUGCGACCACUGAUCGGUAUAACCCUUCGAGAGCUCCCCCACCUGCCCCACGCGCCGCACCUCAACCCCAAGCAGCACCGUCCCUCCGAACCCAACGACAAGCUCCAUCUGCACCAACCCCCAGCAAUGGCGCCCGUCCUCCCAUGGCCACUCAGCAGAGUUCCUCUAUUCCUCAACAGAAUGGAGGAUCCCGCUCACCUGCCCGUACUGAGCAAAGCACUCAGCGUGCCCAAGAGCCUCGUUACCAAAAUGGUCCUAAUGGUGUUCAGACUUCUGCUCCCCGUGCUGCCACCAACGGUCAAGCUAACCCGCCUCCUUCUCGUCUUCCAGCACCAGUUAACCAAAUUAAGCCUCUCAAUGUUGCAAACAAGCAACCUGCGGGCAACAAUGGCAUCCAACAAAAUGAUGCUGUUAAGGCCGCUGAGGCUGCGUUGACUGCCAAGCCACCUGCUGAGCGUAAGCAAGAUGUUCGUAUGUCCACGAUGUCUGAGAACGAGGUCAUGGCCAAGUUGAAAGAGGCUGUUUCCAAGGAUGAUCCGAACAUGUCCUACUCCAAGCAAAAGAAGAUUGGCCAGGGUGCGUCUGGUUCCGUCUAUGUUGCGAAGGUCAAGGAGAACCCAUUGUCGCCAAUUGCUCGUGAGGUUAUUCGUCAACAAGGCAGCAAGGCCCAAGUUGCUAUCAAGCAGAUGGACUUGGCGCACCAACCACGGAAGGAGUUGAUCGUCAACGAGAUCAUGGUCAUGAAGGACAGCAAGCACCGCAACAUCGUCAACUUCCUUGACGCGUUCUUGCGCAACAACUCUUCGGAGCUUUGGGUCGUCAUGGAGUAUAUGGAGGGAGGCGCCUUGACCGACGUCAUUGACAACAACCCAACCAUCACCGAGGACCAAAUCUCCACGAUCUGUCUUGAGACUUGCCGUGGGCUUGAGCAUUUGCACAACCAAUCCAUCAUCCACCGUGACAUCAAGAGUGACAACGUUCUGCUCGAUGCUCGUGGUAACGUCAAGAUCACCGACUUCGGUUUCUGCGCUAAGCUCACCGAGUCCAAGUCUAAGCGCGCCACCAUGGUCGGUACCCCUUACUGGAUGGCUCCCGAGGUCGUCAAGCAAAAGGAGUAUGGCCCGAAGGUUGAUAUCUGGUCCUUGGGCAUCAUGGCAAUUGAGAUGAUCGAGUCCGAGCCUCCCUACCUCAACGAGGAGCCUUUGAAGGCCUUGUACCUGAUCGCCACGAACGGUACUCCGCGCCUCAAGAAGCCUGAGAAGUUGAGCAAGGAGUUGAAGGCUUUCUUGUCCGUUUGCCUCUGCGUCGACAUCCGAAGCAGAGCCUCGGCCGCCGAACUUCUUCAACAUGACUUCUUGAAGCACGGCUGCUCUCUCCAGAGCUUGGCCGACCUUCUCGCUUUCCGUCGAAACGCCAAGUAA